Geodia barretti is the source of this 1221-nucleotide messenger RNA. NCBI's taxonomy places the organism in Eukaryota, Metazoa, Porifera, Demospongiae, Tetractinellida, Geodiidae. The record is from the annotation of a GenBank genome assembly.
AUGGAGGUCGAGGAAAACUGCCACAGGAGAAUGAAUCCACAGUCAAGUCUCAGUCGUUGUGUGAGCCGAGAGGAGCGCGGGGGGUACGACUGUCAGCUGGUUCACCCUCCUCCGUCCCACAUCCAGACCGAGUGCUCCGUGUGUCUCCAGAUCCUCCGGGACCCGUGUAUCGUUAGUUGCUGUGGCCACAAGUUUUGCCGCGUGUGCAUCGAGGCCGUCACCGAGAUGGGCAAGGACUGCCCGCUCUGCAACGGACACAACUUCUCUUUCAUGUCCGAACACUCGCUCAGCAGAACGCUCCUCGACCUGGACGUGUUCUGCUCCGCCCAACCAGACGGCUGCACGUGGACAGGAAAGCUGAAGGACGUCCAGCGCCACCUCAACAGGGCGUACACACUCGAGGACCAGUUGAACGGGUGUCAGUUUAUAGACGUUACCUGCGUUCACCCGGGCUGCGGUGGGAUCAUGCACCGACGGCAUGCUGAGGCCCACCAGACCGAGGAGAGGGAGAGGUUCGUGAUGACCAGGAUCUUUCAGCUGUCCAGUGCCUGCUGUGCCAGCCACCACUUCAUCCGCCACACAGAGCUACGACGGCAGAACGAAGGUGGCCCUUUUGUGGUGGACACAACGAUCGGCUCUUUCGUCAUGAACGCUGCCAUAAACAGUGAUACGGUGUCAAAGACAUUUGAAAUGGAGAUGCGCAGCAUGUACUUUGCGGUACUCCCGUACGAAUUCAAGAUGGACAACUUUCUAAACUACAUCAAGGGUGGCCCAAUCGAGUACUCCCCUAUCUUCUACACACACUCUUUCGGCUACAGGUUCCGGGUUAAAGUUAUGCGCACUGAAUACUCGAAGCUGUUGUCACUCGAGGCUUUCACGUCGGUGUACGUCGAGAUUCUGGCCGGUCCGUUUGACGACCGACUCAACUGGCCUUUCAAAGGUUCGAUAACCAUUGCCGUAGUCAACCAACUCGGUGACUGUAACCACUACGCGGCGAGUGUGUGCUUCUGCAAUGAGACAUAUGAGAGUAAAACGAGGACCCGACCGGAGAAAGGGAGUCCUGUUAGUAUCGGUCUCAGGCCCUUCAUCUACCACAAGGACCUUCGCACCAGGCACAGUAAGGACGGGCUCCAGACCCACUACCUGCACAAUGGCUCACUGCACUUUCGCGUUACCAAGAUCGAACUCUCAAAAAACGAAUUUGAAAAUUCUCUAUGCUGA